AUGAAAAAUGUGUGCACUUCAGCCGACAACACCAAAGAAGAAGGAAAACAUCGAAGAAUACUUAUUCGUUUCCACCUUAUCAAUGCUCUCGUAUUUGUUCUACUUCUAUUGCAUGCAUUCGGAAGAAAGAUAAUAAACUUUAAGGAGCAGCCACGACUAUUUUAUGUAUACAAUGAUGGAGUGAUCCGUGUUCUCUACUCUUCAUCCGUGCUGCAUAUGUUCCUCUGUUGGAAUCUCGCUAUUUUUAUUUUUAACAUGUUUGUUAAUGGGACCUAUUUCGAACUACGUCAUUUCAAUUAUGUAUUGUCCAAGAUCGACGAUAAAGAUGGAGAGACGCUUCAGGAACAACUUCUAAAAGCUAUUGCUGCUCAUGGUAAAAUCACGAAAACAAUUCGAGGUUUGGAUAGAUUAUACAGGAUUUAUGCCUUCUCGAUGAUCGCUACAAUGAUCCCUUCUAUUUUGAUGACCAUUAUAAUGCUGAGCAAUCGAAUUUUAUCCUCUGAAAACGUCCUCAUUAUGGGUUUACCACCCCUCCUAAUUAUCACGUAUGGAUUUCUCGGUUUGACGAUAUCUCCAGCCAGGCUUUAUGAUGAGGCCUACAAAUCAAAAACGUGCCUCUGUUUAAAUUCCGCAAUUUGGCAUCCGUACAGGCCUGAGAUUUAUCAAAUUGCACUGGCACUUUGCAAUCAUCUUGAGCAGCCGAAUAUGGGCGUUACCAUAUGGGGUUUCGCUGUAAUGACAAAACCACUUAUACUUGCAACCUUCUCUGUGAUGGCAAUGAUAUUCUCGCUCAUGAUGGAAUUGUUCACACUCAGGGAACCAUCGCAAAGUCGUGUAAAUUCCACUGGAUCAUAUUGA
Molecule: messenger RNA, 858 nt
Organism: Necator americanus (New World hookworm)
Lineage: Eukaryota; Metazoa; Nematoda; Chromadorea; Rhabditida; Ancylostomatidae
Exons: 9
Coding region: 1-858 (285 amino acids)
Source: RefSeq, a predicted model, not a curated record